GCCAAAAAACAUGGCGACUGCUAGCUAGAGCAACCAGGCUACACCUGCGUCUUUUAUUACUAUUGUCAGCAGCCAGGAAAUAACCAGGGCCGGGGAGGAUUCACAGAAACACACGGUGGACCUCGCUCAUUUUUUGCCAUUACGGUUUUUGUUUAUCCCAGCUGUUGUCCGGUAUGUGAAGGCGGUUUGUGGAGGCAGACCUGGAGUGAGCGGAGACAACAACAGUGGGCUGAGGGUGGACUCUUUCUGUUUGGUUUCUUCACCUGUCCGUCGAUAUGUCUCACAGGUAAUCUCAGGCCUCUCUGUGAACCAGCCCCUCACUCUCUCCUAAUCCCCACCCUCUGCUGAUGAUGUCAUCACCACCACCAGCGAAGCCCUCCGCUACCUCCCUGUCCCCUGGGUCACACCUGCAACCCUCAAUGGCCCUGGACUCCCUGUCCGUGUCUUCCCUCCUGUCUGGGGAUUUGGACGAUGAAGGAGAUGGAGGGAGAGGAGAAGGGGGCGAGGAAGGACUCGGAGACCUAGAAGUGAACCCAUACGAUGGUUUGCCCUUUUCUUCACGCUACUAUGCUCUGCUGGAAGAGAGGCGGCAGUUUCCUGUGUGGAGGCUCAGGCAGAGCCUGCUGGAGCACCUGGAGAGCCACAACAUGGUGCUGCUCAGUGCGCCUAGUGGAAACGGGAAAAGCACCCAGGUCCCACAGUGGUGUGUGGAGUACGCUUUGUCCUAUGAGUUUUCCCAGGGCCUGGUAUGCUGUUCCCAGCCUUACUCGGUGGCAGCAGUGAGUCUGGCCCUCCGUGUGGCCGAUGAGAUGGACCUCAGCCUGGGUCUGGAGGUGGGCUACAGGGUGUCUCACGAUGACAGCUGUACACCUGACACCCUGCUAAGGUUUGUCAGUGACACUCUUCUGCUAGAGGAAAUGAUGUCAGACCCUCUGCUGCAUCAGUACGGCGUCGUGGUGUUAGAUGAGCUUCAGGAGCGCACCAUGGCCACCGACGUUCUGCUGGGCUUGCUGUGUGACGUCUGCCGCCAGAGGCCGGACAACUUUCGGGUGGUUCUCCUCACUCACCCGACGCUGGCACCUCGCCUCUCCGACUUCCUGGGACCCUCUGUCCCUCACCUCUCCCUUGACAGCCUGUUAACUGACCCCACUGCCGGAGACCAGGGGGAGGGGGGCGGGGUCGAGGAGGACAGGAAGACUGUGGAAAAGAGCAGGGUAGAGACAUUGUAUAGGGAGAUUUCACCUGGGAAGGAACCUGUGGCUGCUGCCUGUCACAUGGUGCUGGAUCUUCAUAGAAGAGGAGAGGAAGGAGAUGUGAUGGUGUUUUUGGCCAGUGCACAGGAGAUAGAAGAGUGUGCGGCCCUACUGGAGAAGGAGUGCAUAGCUCUGAGUCCUCAGCUUGGUCCUCUGAGGAUCCUCCCCCUCCAUGCUGGGCUGGGUGGGCUGACCCAGCGAGUCUAUGAGACCGACCCUGAAUCUUCUACACUGAGGGAGAACAACAGCUCCGAUGGCGUGGAUGGCAGCUCGGUCCUGGGAGCCAGGGGCCCAGGGGUCAAGAGGAAGGUCAUCGUCACCGAUACGCUCUCAGAGGCGUCCUUCUCCUUGCCAGCCAUUCGCUAUGUCAUAGACACAGGCCUUCAACUGAAAACUGUUUACAAUCCACAAAUAAGAGCAAACUCGCAGGUCCUGAGGAUGAUCAGCAAACACCAGGCUGACAUGCGAGCUCAGAGAGUCAACAGCCACCUUCCAGGGCUCUGUCUUCGUCUGUACCCCCAGUCUCUGUAUGGUGAUGGGAUGGGGGAGGCUCACUGUCCAGGGGUGGUGGAGGAAAACCUCAGCCACUUGGUGCUCUUGCUCAAGAGGCUUGACAUUGCCGACAUGGGACAGUGCAAAUUCCUGGACAGACCAGCCCCUGAGGCUCUAAUGCAGGCCUUGGAGGACCUGGACUACCUGGCAGCACUGGAUGAUGAUGGUAACCUGUCAGAGGUGGGCAUCAUAAUGUCGGAGCUGCCACUGGAGCCGUCCCUGGCUAAAGCCCUGAUUGCUGCCUGCGAGUACGACUGUGUCGAUGAGCUGCUCACCAUAGCUGCCAUGCUCACAGCACCUUCCUGUUUCAUGACGGCAGAACCCAGCAGAGAGGAAGCUGCAGUCACACACUGGCGACCUCUAAUGCACACAGAGGGAGAUCACAUGACUCUCAUUAAUAUCUAUAAUGCCUUCAUAGAGCAUAAUCAGGACGAGGCGUGGUGCACGACAAACUUCCUCAGUCACGCCUCCUUACGCCUGGCUGUGGUGAUCAGGGCGGAGCUGCUGGAGGUGAUGCAGCGAAUAGAGCUUCCUGUUUCUCCUCCUGCCUUUGGAUGCCAGGACAACUGCACCAAUAUCAAGCGUGCUCUCAUCUCAGGCUUCUUCCUCAAAGUGGCUCACGAUGUGGAUGGCUCUGGUAACUACCUCCUGCUAACUCACCGACACGUGGCUCACCUGCAUCCCUUCUCUUCCUACCUGUGUCGCCAGCCGUGCCCUGACCCCCCCAGCUGGGUCCUCUACCAUGAAUUCACCAUCUCCCGCGAUAAUUGCAUCCGCAUUGCUUCCGAAGUCCACCCCCAAAUGCUUGUGGAACUGGCCCCUCAGUACUACCUGGGAAACCUGCCGUCGAGUGACGGCAAAGAGCUGCUGAUGGAGCUGAGGCAGAGCCUGCAGCCCCACGGGUACGAGCAGGACGGAGGGUCGGACGAGCUCAGCAGGACUGACAGAGACGCUGACGGAACGGGAGAGAUCCACAAUCAGUCCAGCACCGAGCUCUGUGCUGUCCAGUGAGGCGGAUCUGCUCAGGAGAACACGGCUGUCACUUUACCGCUCGAUCUGAGAUUUGGUACUUUUAGUCUCAAUCUGAAUUAGUCUGUGAAAUCUCAUUUGAGGUUCAAUCGUGUUGAUGUGCAAUUUUCAAUGGACUUUUACUGAAAACACUAAUGUACAGUGAGGUUUUUGUUAACGUCCUCUGGACAGUGGCUUUGGAAAAUAUUCAAACCUUUUCAUUUUCUCCAUGUUUUGUUUUGCUUUGUCUUAACUUUAAAUUUUAUUUUAAACCCCUUUUUUUUAUUUAAUGAGGGAUUUCUAUGUUUCUAAAUUAUUUUACAAAAAUAUUCUACAACUUGUCACUGUGUCUUUGUGGGGUUUUAUAUGGACACUGAUGACAAAAUAUAUUUUUAAAUUGAAAACAACAAAAACUGGAAGAAAGUGAAGGGGAUGCAAUACUUUAUCAAACCACUGAAGGGUCACUUUUUUGUUAAAACACUUGAGAUUCCUAUUCAGAGCAAUACAUACUGAUUCAGCAAGCUGAAACACUGUUAUUAUGCGACCUUUGACCUUGAUAUAAAUGCCAUUCGUAGCAGUGGACCGACGAACACGUGGCUUCUCAGGGCUCACUGUGAUCUGCAGCAGUGAUGCGCAGAGCUUCUAUUUUCAGCUUUUUGAUACACUUUGUAAAAUGUUUGGAUUUUCCUGCUUAGAUCUCCAUUCUGCCGCCUUCUCUCUGACUUUGUUUUAACAAUGAAACGUCUUUGUGUAAACUGGAUUCUUAUGUCCUGUUUAAUAGGAUGUAUCUGCUGAUACAGAAGGAGCUUUAAAUAAAAGUGUGGUUUUUCAUGUCUGAAAUAUCUUAACGGAGUGAUUUUUUUUUUUUUCUCCUCGAGUAGCUUCACCAGCCUCUCUUCCUCUCUGCCUGCCAGAUUCUCCCAGCGGCGGCCCUAACAUCGUUCCCACAGCCUAUAAAAGUAAGUUUUAUUUUUGUAAUGCCAUCUCAUUGUAAAGUCUGUAUUUAUAACUAAUAGUUAAUAAUAGUAUAGUUAA
Toxotes jaculatrix (banded archerfish) is the source of this 3848-nucleotide messenger RNA. It is a transcript of the gene dqx1, whose product is annotated as DEAQ box RNA-dependent ATPase 1. The record is from RefSeq and is a predicted model, not a curated record. Gene Ontology annotation, cellular component: intracellular anatomical structure; spliceosomal complex. The transcript is spliced from 12 exons. NCBI's taxonomy places the organism in Eukaryota, Metazoa, Chordata, Actinopteri, Toxotidae. Gene Ontology annotation, molecular function: RNA binding. Bases 348 to 2816 code for a protein of 822 amino acids.